UUCCUCUCACCAGCACAUCAUGGUAGAUGUAACAGAGGAGGAGAUGGAUAACGCCACAUUUAAAAGUGACACUGUACUUUCUGAUGUUCACUUACACUAUCCAAACAAAAGACAUCUCAUGGUACGAUUGAAUGCAGUUGGACAACCAGUAUUCCUGUCAUAUUUCAAAAUCCUUUGGAACACAGAAGAUUCAGCAUCUGAGAAACAUGUGAGAGGAGCUACAACAGAAAGAGAACACCAGUACAGAAGUGGAGAUGAACUGUGUGACAAGGACAGGAAUAAUCUAAAAAAAGAAAGAGGAUUAAAUAGUGAAGGCGUAGAAGCUCUGCUAGACGAUGACGGAGACUUGGAAGUGGUCAGAAGACCUCACAGUGCCUCUGAUUUAGAAGCGGAGGAUCUUUUGAGGGAUAUAGUGUAUCCUGUAAUUCUUAUGAAAGGGAAAGAAGAUGCUUUUGAAGAUGAAGAACAAGAAUGCCCUUGCAGUGAUGUUGUUAAAAUAGAACAUACAAUGGCAACCCCCUUAGAAGAUGUUGGUAAACAAGUCUGGCGUGCCGCCUUUCUUCUUGCUGAUUACAUUCUAUUUAAACGGGACAUGUUCAGGUGUUGCUCAGUGCUAGAGCUUGGAAGUGGCACUGGAAUUACAAGCAUUAUUAUGGGAACAGUUGCCAAGAGAGUUUAUUGCACAGAUGUUGGUGAAGAUCUUCUGACCAUGUGUGAGCAAAAUGUUAUGUUAAACAAACACCUGAUGGAGCCAGGAAGAGGGGAAGUUAAAGUAAAAGAACUGGACUGGCUGAAAGAUGAAUUCUGCACUGAUCCUGAAGCUCCUUAUAGCUGGUCUGAAGAAGAGAUUGCUGAUUUGCAUGACCACUGUACUGUGAUAAUGGCAGCUGAUGUGUUCUAUGAUGAUGACCUGACAGAUGCCCUGUUCAGAACGCUGUACAGAAUCACACACAACUUGAGAAAUUCUUGCACGGUUUACCUAGCAUUAGAAAAGAGGCUGAACUUCACUUUAAGACAUAUGGAUGUUACAUGUGAAGCCUACAGUCACUUUAGAAAUACUCUGAAUGAUUUGGAAAACCUCCAAGAUAAAAAAAUGAAAUAUACUGUGGAGCCCAUUAAGCUUGAUUUCUGCCAGUUUCUCAUUUAUGAACGAAUUGAGCAGUUGGAAUUGUGGAAGAUUGUUGCUGAACAGCUAACAUGA
Molecule: messenger RNA, 1201 nt
Organism: Pelecanus crispus (Dalmatian pelican)
Lineage: Eukaryota; Metazoa; Chordata; Aves; Pelecaniformes; Pelecanidae
Gene: METTL22
Product: methyltransferase 22, Kin17 lysine
Biological process (GO): protein methylation
Cellular component (GO): nucleus
Molecular function (GO): protein methyltransferase activity
Source: RefSeq, a predicted model, not a curated record